This is a messenger RNA of Gekko japonicus, 1297 nucleotides long. It is a transcript of the gene EEF1AKMT3, whose product is annotated as methyltransferase like 21B. NCBI's taxonomy places the organism in Eukaryota, Metazoa, Chordata, Lepidosauria, Squamata, Gekkonidae. Gene Ontology annotation, molecular function: protein-lysine N-methyltransferase activity. Bases 1 to 687 code for a protein of 228 amino acids. Gene Ontology annotation, cellular component: cytosol; cytoplasm. The transcript is spliced from 3 exons. The record is from RefSeq and is a predicted model, not a curated record. Gene Ontology annotation, biological process: peptidyl-lysine methylation.
AUGGCGGCGCCCAGAGUGGCCAGCGACGUGGAAGUGGAGCUGGAGUCGGUAUUCCCUCAGGAGCUUGGCCUGUUUGCGGAUGCUUUCACGGCUGAGACCCGUUACCGGCUCUGUGGCCACGAGCUGAGCAUUGUUCAGCACCACGGGAGCCGUCUGGGUGUGGCUGCCCCGGUCUGGGAGGCGGCUCUAGCCCUCUGUGACUAUUUUGAAGAGCAUAAGCUGAACUUCUGGGGCAAGAAGGUUUUAGAACUGGGUGCUGGGACUGGCAUUGUGGGCAUCCUUGUUGCCCUUCUUGGAGGAGACGUGACCAUCACAGAUCUUCCCGUGGCCUUGAAGCAGAUAGAGGAGAACGUCCACCGAAACUUGCCUGCCGGGUGCCUGGCUCGGACCAAAGUUUGUGCGCUGUCAUGGGGUCUGGACCACGUGGAGUUUCCCAGUGACUAUGACUUCAUCUUGGGUGCGGAUAUUGUCUAUCUCAAGGACACUUACCCCUCCCUGAUCAGGACUCUCCAGCACCUGUGUGGUCCUCAGUCUACGAUCUACCUGUCUUCCAAGAUGCGUCAGGAGCAUAGUACGGUAUUGUUCUUUGAGACGCUGCUCCCCAUGCACUUCACCUCAAAGCUGGCCUUUAGGGAUGAGAAUGAGAACAUUAACAUCUACAAGGUGACCCAGAAGAGUAACAUCUGACAACAGCUAUGUCACAGGGUGAACAACGUUGAUCACCUUUUUAUUUAGGGCUAUUAAUCCACUAAACUGUACGUGGCUGAACUCUACGUCCAUCCACUUUCUCUACCAUUGGGUGAAAACAGCUCUAAUAGCUUCAUUUGAAUAUUGCCGUGCUACAAAUCUCCAGGUUCCUUGAGAGACGUGAGGUCCUAAAAGGGCUCGCAGAUCUCCAUUUAUACUGUGUUCCCUGGAUACAACAGGUGAUUUAAAUUCCCACCGUCUUGAUUCUCCAGUCCUCAAAUUGGUUCCCUGGCCAUAUUUUCAGUUUUCUGGUCAAGACUGAGCAAUUCUGCAGCUGCACAGUUCUGCCUACUAGAGAGUAAUUUUCUGAUGUGGGAUCUGGCUGCCAAGAAUGACUCCUCUUUCUUCUCCUGUGAAAGUGACCUGUAAGAGAAAGGCAGAAAACUCCAGAGUUGCUUCUGCAUGGAGAUGAUUCUUUCUCUCUAUAACUGUUGACACUGCUGCAGAUACAGAGGCGUUUGCAGUGGCAGUGGAGCACCCACACAGCAGUUGUUCCCCCACUUUUCUUAGACACGUUUCCUCUACAAUCCAUUGCAGCAAUGUAUGAGUU